CUUCAUUUUCAUAUUCUUAUGCUAAAACAGGCUAGUCAUCCAUCUCUACCAAAUUUUAGGGUUCCUGUAUACUCAAAAUAUUGAAAUUCUUAUACUUGAGCAAUACUUCAAUGGGGUUUCUCAUAAAGAUUCAUCUAAACUUUUGAAGCAAUCGCAAGUUUCCCGUUUUAAAGUUUUUAGGGUUAUUGAAUUAAUGAAGUUCCUAUUAUUGAGCAAUAAUUCUAUAUCAAAACAGUUUAGCCACCAGCUCUGCUUUUUACACUCUGUUAAAACUCAAUUGGAGACCCUAAUUUCUCCUCUUAACCGGAAAAGUCUCCAUGGAUUUUCCACAUUAUGCUUCAUCUCAAAUCUUCAAGCAACUCCAAGCUACUAAUGUCAAACGUUUUUAGGACUUCCAAAAUGACCAACGCCUGUGUCACUAGACUCCACAUACUUCCCAAGAGAAUGAAAUUCCAGUCCAAUUUCUUCCGACCAUUUCCCACCUGCGCCUCACCACCAUCAACCUCUCUACCCUACAACCCACAACAAUGGGUAACUUUGACUUGUCAACUCACCCCAUCAAACUCCCCUUCCCCUGCCCAACGUUCCAAAGAAUGGUUUGCCCUCAGAAAAGACCGAUUAACCACCAGCACCUUCAGCACUGCUCUCGGUUUAUGGAAAGGCAAAAGAAGAUCCGAACUUUGGCAUGAAAAAGUCUUCCCUUUAGAUACAGAAUCAAACAUCACACUCGCUUCAAAACAAGCCAUGGAAUGGGGUGUUGUGAAUGAAUCAAUCGCCAUUGAAAAAUACAAAACAAUAACUGGACGUGAAGUGAGUUCAUUAGGGUUCGCGACACAUUCGGAAGAUAAAUUUGAUUGGAUCGGUGCAUCACCAGAUGGGCUUCUUGGGUGUUUUCCAAAUGCCGGGAUUCUCGAAGUGAAAUGCCCGUUUAACAAAGGGAAACCGGAAUCAGCAAUUCCGUGGUCGAGCAUGCCGUUUUAUUAUAUGCCUCAGAUUCAGGGUCAGAUGGAGGUUAUGGAUAGAGAUUGGGUUGAUUUGUAUUGCUGGACGAUAAAUGGAAGUACGAUUUUUCGUAUUAGUAGAGAUCAAGAUUACUGGAAUUUGAUACAUGGCGUCUUACGUGAGUUUUGGUGGGAAAAUGUGAUUCCAGCUAGGGAGGCUUUGGUGAUGGGGAGUGAAGAGGAAGCUAAGAAAUAUGAACCGGAAUCAACGCAUAAGUUAACGGGAUUGGUGAUUCAUAAGAGCUUGAAGUUGGCUGGUGAGUCGAAGCUUUUGUGUAGAGAAAUUGCAGGGAAUGUUGAAUUUAUGUAACAAUGCAAUCGGUUUGGUGGUAUUUAUUAUUUAUAAUAAACUUAUAUUAUAUUCGUUUCUAGUA
Messenger RNA from Lactuca sativa (garden lettuce), 1375 nucleotides. RefSeq lists its product as uncharacterized. Lineage: Eukaryota; Viridiplantae; Streptophyta; Magnoliopsida; Asterales; Asteraceae. The record is from RefSeq and is a predicted model, not a curated record.